Messenger RNA from Penicillium oxalicum, 141 nucleotides. RefSeq lists its product as uncharacterized. Lineage: Eukaryota; Fungi; Ascomycota; Eurotiomycetes; Eurotiales; Aspergillaceae. The transcript has a single exon. The coding region runs from base 1 to 141 and encodes 46 amino acids. The record is from RefSeq and is a predicted model, not a curated record.
AUGCCAGUCAUGUCCGUCCACAGAAUCCACGUCCAACGACCAUCAUCCUGCAAUGGGGGAGAUCUUCUGGCAUGGGAGCAAAGUGCCGAUGCACUGAACGCGCUGGGCCAGGAGCCUGAGCCCUGGUCGCCGCAACCUUAA